Rotaria socialis is the source of this 753-nucleotide messenger RNA. Lineage: Eukaryota; Metazoa; Rotifera; Eurotatoria; Philodinida; Philodinidae. The record is from the annotation of a GenBank genome assembly.
AUGACGUCCAUUGGAACAUCGCUCGUCAAAUAUCGAUUAUCUAGAACCAUAAAAAUCAAAUCAACACUACAGCAAAAACACAUUAUUCUACGUCAUCGUCAUCGGAUAAAUUUACUUGAAUUUCUUCGAAAAAAUAAUCAUCAAUAUAUCCUUGCUAAUAAUAGUACAAUGUCGAAAGCCUUCAUAGAUGAACUUGAUCAUAAAAUGCAACAAGUUCGUGAAUACGCACUCAUUGCCCAUGGUUACCGUAAUGAGAAUAUGCAAUAUCCUGUUCAUGUUCGUCGUAGUCAUGAUGGAGAAAAACUAUCGCGAACACCAUCACAACUUUCAAAAUCCAAUCGUGAUCAUAGAAAAAAUCCGCCGCCAACUACAACUAUAUUAGCUCCAUCGUCGCAUGAAAAUUUGACUAAAAUAAAACAAGAUGAAACAGUGACAAGACAUUUAUCGUAUGAUGAACGUCAUGCCGUAUCGGUUGCGCCACCCAAUAAAACUAUUAAUGAUAUCGAUCCAUCAUUAAAUCAUGAUAAACUUCAUAAAAAUAAAAAAUCUUCAUUGCCACCAAAUGAUGCAUCUACAGUUUAUUGUUCGUCAAGACCCCAUUCAAUUGCAGCUAUAUCCCUAUCGUCAACAUAUGAUCAACAAGUCAAUUCGCUAUUGAAUUCAACCCAAACAUUGAUUAGCCAGCCGACGCCAACAAAAACAUUGACACAGAGACUUUUUUCUAAAUUUUUCAAUGCGCCAUCAAAGUCUUGA